Messenger RNA from Podarcis raffonei (Aeolian wall lizard), 2512 nucleotides. RefSeq names its product KIAA0040 ortholog. The record is from RefSeq and is a predicted model, not a curated record. Bases 456 to 761 code for a protein of 101 amino acids. The transcript is spliced from 3 exons. NCBI's taxonomy places the organism in Eukaryota, Metazoa, Chordata, Lepidosauria, Squamata, Lacertidae.
UCGGGGGCCGAAGGGAGGGGAAAGCGCGAGAGAAAGCGGCGCCCCGGGAGAGGCGCUCCCGCCCAGGUGCAGCCGAGGAGGCGCGGGGCGGGGAGAGCGAGGGAGGCUGGCAGCCGGCGGGAAGGAAGAGGCAGGCACGGCCCCCUCCGGCCCGGCGGCUUCUGGUUUUGCGCUCGUCGGCAGCUCGGAAACUUCGGGGCCGCCCGGGUGGAUGGGGGAGCAGCCGAUCAAACUUGGUUGUGUAUGUUUACUGCAGAGGACACCUGUGCACUGCGCUGAUUGGCUUGGAAGCCUCUGUUGGCACCCCUCCUUCACCCCUCCACUCCUCCCUGAAGCAAUUUCUCAAGGGGCUGGUGAGAGGAAUUUGCACACGAGACCCAUGUGCUCUGGGCAGCAGACGGAGACCCAGCAGGAGAGGGGAGUGGUCUAACAUCCCACCCGCCCUUCCUCCAGCCAUGGAGCAGAUCAGUCAGUUUUUCCACUCGAUCUGGACUUUCAUCCUCUCCAAACACCAGGAGGGGGUCUACAACACCGUCUGCCUGGCUGUGCUUCUGGGGCUCCCCACCCUCGUGCUCCUGGUCGGCAUCUUUGUCUGUUGCCACUGCUGUUUCUGUGGCGGUCAGAGGAAGGACAGCGGUAGCUACAGCACGAGUGAGAAGAGGAGAAAGAAGAUGAGGAGGAGAAAGAAGGAAGAGGACCUGUGGAUUUCUGCGCAGCCCAAAGCGCUCAUGCUGGAAAAGAGGCCAUCGCUGCUGGCCUAGAGAAAGGGAGGGAUGGACAGGAGCUUGUGUGUCUUCACACACACACACACACACACACACACACACACACACACCUUCUGUUAAAUGUCUCACAUUGCACUUUGGGCCACAUAGCCUAAGACUGAGGACAAAUCAUGCUGGGUCCCUCCCCUUUAAGCACUGACUUUCAGCUGUUUCCUCCUUUUUCCUUUUUAUAAAGGUGUUUGGAUUGAAGAAGCUAUCCUGGCCCAUCACCUGGGGAGUCUUCAGUUGGGCACACAUUUACAUGCACACUGAUGAUCACAAACAGGUGGCGUGAGCUAACAGCCAUGCCAGCAGACAUACUAGUCCAACGUGUACAUAAUGACUUGCUUAAACAGACUUGCCAGCUUUUUGCAGUUAAGGAACAGGUAUCUGUGACUCUUAAACAAGCCUUGGACUGGCACUAGCACACUAUGCUCUGACAAACUACCACAUGUACUUAUAAACCAGCGUUGUCACCAUAUGCAUACCCACAGGGACAGAGGACUUCUUCGAAAGGUUUUAUAUGGGCACUGGCCUAGAUGGCUUUAAGAGGGGAUUGGUGGAGCGGGACAAGGCCAUCACUGGCUUUCACCCUCAGUUUCUCAAAUUAGGUCCCCACUGUUGUUGCACUACAACUCCCAUCAUCCCUAGCCAGCAGGGCCAGUGGUCAGAGAUAAUAGUUGUAGUCCAACAACAAUGGGGACCCAGGUUUGAGAAACAGUGGCCUAAGGGAUCCUCUAGGUUUCAAGGGAGUGUAAGUCUUUGUACCACACGCCAGGAGACAAAUAAUGAGAGAAGGAGGCGACCUUAACACCCUACCUGUGGGCUUCCUGGAAGCACCUUGCUUCCUCACUGUUGGAAACGGAUGUGGAAUUGCAUGCACCUUGGCCCUGACCAAUGACAAGAGUCCCAUAACCCUGAUGCCAGAUUUCACAAAUCCACCACAGUAUCUGCCCAAAAGGCUAUAAUUAGGGCUUUGUGUACUCCCUAUUGUUGCCACAGAAUUCCAUAUAACCAAGAAUCUCAACUCUUCAACGGGUUCUAGGUUUCUAGCCCACAGUCUCACGAGUCUGGUUAAAUCUUGGGGAGGGGGCCUUGAGCAGGAUUUCUAGGCAGUGAGGUUCAGCGCCUCCGUCCCUCCCUUUUUUCUUUUUUUCUUCCUCAGCUUUAGAAGUGGUGUUCCAUUUCCGUCUUCAUCCCAAAGCUUCCUUUCCUCUCUGAUCCUGGACAGAGUUUCUUCCCAGGUUCCACACAGCAGAUCAAAGCCUCCCUCAAGCCCAUAUCUAACUCCCUGGAGUUACUGACUGUCGCCCUGUGUGUACUUACCUAGGAGCAAGCCCCUUUGAUACGAUGGGACUGGCUUCUGUGUAAACGUGAAUGGGGUAGAGCUAUGAAACUCGUUUCUUUGAGGGCCUCAUACCCAUCAGCAUAUCUAGGAAUUUGGGAGAAAUUUCAACUUGGACCAACAUUUCAGGUCGUCGUUAGGUGGAAUGCUAACGAAUUCCCUGACAAGGCAACUGCUGGUAUAUUUUUAGAUACUCCUAGGAAGUCCACCUGCUGAUCUGCCCUAGGCUUAGGCAGUGGUGCAACUAACUGCCUUUCUUUCAUCAAUACUUGUCCUGUGCCUUGUUUUCGUAUAUGCAUUCUGAGAUUGCCCUUAUAUUGCACACUUUAUGCACACAUGCAAAACAAAAAAGCACCCAACCCAACAAGCCUUUUAUUUAAAAAAUAAAUUUAUUUAAAUGAAA